Molecule: messenger RNA, 2793 nt
Organism: Toxoplasma gondii ME49
Lineage: Eukaryota; Apicomplexa; Conoidasida; Eucoccidiorida; Sarcocystidae
Product: glutamate 5-kinase domain-containing protein
Exons: 8
Coding region: 1-2793 (930 amino acids)
Cellular component (GO): cytosol; cytoplasm
Molecular function (GO): glutamate 5-kinase activity; RNA binding; ATP binding
Source: RefSeq, a predicted model, not a curated record
AUGCUCGAGGGAGAAAGAAAGCGAGAGGACAGAGGGCGGAGAAAAACGAAGGAGGACGGCGAAGAGACACUCGAAUGCGAUUGUAUCACAGCGAAAGGAAGACACUUGCUCGGACCUUGGCUGUUUCUCUCUGCGUCCCAGUCCAUUUUCAACGUUAAAACGCGUGCAGAACUCGAAAUAACAGACGAAAUGAAACGCGAGGCAGACGCGCACAGUGCGCGAGCGACACACGGAGAGAGCCACGAACUUCCUGCAGAGAGGGCAGCAGAAAGGUCUGAGAAGAACAGACCUGAGGCAGAGAGAGAGGAGCGGACAGCUGACAAAUCCGCGAUGCAAGGCGACAACAGAGAAGAAGGGAAGGCGGAACCAAGCGAGAAAGGCGACGCGAGUCCUCUCUUGCUUCCGGCAGGAAAAGAAGUGAAGCCUGGCUGUCUAGUCGUCGUUAAAAUCGGUACAAGCACCCUGUUGACAGCUACACAAGACCGGAUGAACAUGAACCUCUCCAACCUGGGAAAAUUUGUCGAUACAAUCUGCGAGUUGCGAAUGCGAGGCCAUACCGUGGUGGUGGUGUCGAGCGGGGCUGUAGGCGCAGGCUGCGUGACUCUGCGUUUGAAACAGCGACCAGAAAAUCUGAACACUAAACAGGCGCUCGCGGCCGUCGGGCAGUGCCGACUGAUGCGUCUCUACGAAGAUUUGUUCAGCGUUCGAGAAGAGAAAGUCGCUCAAGUACUCCUUUCUCGACACGACCUUCUUCACCAAAAAUCGUACCAAAAUUUCCAGGCUGCUCUAAAGGCUCUUCUUGCUCUCGAUGUGAUUCCCAUCAUCAAUGAGAACGACAGUCUGGCGACAGAGCAGCUGAGAUUCGGAGACAACGACACUCUCGCUGCUCACAUUGCAGUGGCUGUGGAUGCUCACUGGCUUUUCAUUCUCACCGACGUCGACUGCCUCUUCGAUCGAAAUCCUCACAAAUACCCAGACGCUCGCCCCGUGGCAUUUGUGAAUCGCCUGACCGACGUGUACGCCUUUCUCUCUGACGGCGCCUGUGGAGCUUGGGGCACCGGGGGGAUGUACACCAAAGUGAUUGCCAGCAAAAUUGCGACGAACGUCGGGGUGCAUGUGGCGAUCUCGAACGGCAAGUACCCGGAGCGAAUUCUGGACAUGCUCGAGUACGCGCGAAGAAGUGAGACGACUCCAACCUGCCCGGACACUGGCAGCCUCCUCUCGCUCUUCCCUCUGCGGUCGCCCGUCCGAGAGAAACACGACCACCGUCGCGGCUGCUGUCGCAGAGAGGCGACGCAGGGAGAGGCGACGCAGGGAGAGGCGACGCAGGGAGAGGCGAUACAGGGAGAGGCGAUACAGGGAGAGGCGACGCAGGGAGAGGCGACGCAGGGAGAGGCGAUACAGGGAGAGGCGAUACAGGGAGAGGCGACGCAGGGAGAGGCGACGGGCGGAGAGGCGACGCGGGGAGAGGCGACGCGGGAAGUCGAGGAGGCGAAGAAGAAGAAGGAGAAGAAGCUCGCAAGAAGCUGCAGAGAAGCGGAGAAAGGCGCGCAGCGGCAGAGGAGGGCGGGAGGAAGAGGCGACGGCCGAGCGGCAACAGGUGCCCCGGAAGCUGGCGAGCGCGCGCGAGACGAACGGGCAAAGUCGGGGGGCGGUCAAGAAGAAGGCGAGGAAAUCUCGGGAAAAAACCUUCAAGAAGGAGAGGAACGAGAAAAAAGGGGCAACACGGACCGAGCGAACGAAUGGGUGCACGGUGCGCAUGCAUCUGCUGAACCUGGAGAGGUUUGGGGAGAAGAAGACCGAAACCCUGUCUUGAAGGAAGAAGAAAGCAUCGAAGCCGGCCAGAAAGGACAGGAACAAGAUGAAGAGAGUCCAGGGGAAAACAGGGCCCAGGGGGCGUUUGCAGGCCCCCGCGACGGACGAGGACAGCCUUUCUCCUCUCUCAUGAUAUGCGACAAUCUUCAGCAGAUGCCGUUUCUAGGGACAGUUUUCAUCGCGAAUGACCGGCGCCUGCAUAGAAAAGGCGACACGCGUGGAUGGAUUCUGUCGUUGCCGGUUCGUGGAAAAAUCUUCAUCGAUCCAGGCGCAGUUGCUGCUCUCGUGCAGCAGAAGAAGUCGCUGUUUGCAGCAGGUGUACACCACGUCAGCGGGGAGUUCGCAGCGAACGACUGCGUGGCGAUUUACAUCACGAAUUUUCCGCGAGGGUCCAGGCGACCCUCAGAGAGGCCUGCAGGCACGAAGGGCAGCGGGCCUCCGGGUGAGCAGGGAAGCCUGACGAGCGGUCCGUCGAGGCGAGGCCAGCUCCCGUUGGAGCGUCGAAACGCCUGUGCUAGCCAGAGUUAUGGGAACCAGCAGCGAGAGUGUCUUAGCAGAAGCAGUGACGAGGAAGCUGCCUUCGGGUUCUCUUUCUCGAAUUGGUGCAAGUCGGCGGCUGGGAGCGAAGGGCCGCCAGGGGGUCAGACACCGUUCAGGGCCAUGGGGGGUCUGUCGGAGUCGACUGUGUUCGCGGCGUCCCCGUGUCCGAUUGAGUGCCUGGAAAUCGCCCGGUGUAUCUCCAACGUGAGCAGCUCUGAACUCAAGGUCAUAAAAGGGAGGAAAAGCGGCGAAUUCCGGGACUUACUCGGGUACGCCGUUGACGAAGAAGUUGCGCACAGACAACACAUCGUCUUCACCUUCAUGAACGGGCACGAAGCCUUGAAAAGUUUCUGUCUCGCGAAACACGCAAAGUUCAAACUCGCGGGAAGGACAGAGCCGCCCUUCACACAAGAAGCCGACAGCCGGACCGGGGAAUAA